Messenger RNA from Cucurbita moschata (crookneck pumpkin), 2335 nucleotides. Its product is annotated as cellulose synthase-like protein G3. Bases 56 to 2323 code for a protein of 755 amino acids. Gene Ontology annotation, cellular component: plasma membrane; trans-Golgi network. Gene Ontology annotation, biological process: cellulose biosynthetic process; plant-type primary cell wall biogenesis. NCBI's taxonomy places the organism in Eukaryota, Viridiplantae, Streptophyta, Magnoliopsida, Cucurbitales, Cucurbitaceae. The record is from RefSeq and is a predicted model, not a curated record. Gene Ontology annotation, molecular function: cellulose synthase (UDP-forming) activity; mannan synthase activity. The transcript is spliced from 3 exons.
UUUAAGAAAAUGAAGGGUUUCGAAAUAAAUUAUAAAAUACAACCAAUAAGUUCGGAUGCAAAAUCUCACACUCCAAAAAAUCAUGGAGCAAUACAUUGCACGCGCCGCCAUACCUAACCCUCCGCCACUCCCACUAAACUCCCAACACCUCUCCCGCCGCACCACUCUCUUCAACCGCCUCUUCGCCGCCGUUUACGCCGCUGCCAUUUUAUCUCUGUUUUAUUACCACUUAACUUCACUUCUCAAAUCCCCCACCUCUGUUUCUUCCUUCUUCGUCUCUAUUUCUCUAUUCAUCUCCGACGUCGUUUUAGCGUUCUUGUGGGCCACCACUCAAUGCAACCGUAUGAUUCCCCUCCGCCGCCGCGAGUUCCCUAAUAACCUCAAGCAGUUACUCAAAAACGAUUCGGAUUUUCCGGCGUUGGAUGUCUUCAUUUGCACUGCGGAUCCGUACAAAGAGCCACCAAUCAACGUCAUCAACACAGCAUUGUCCGUCUUGGCUUAUGACUACCCCACAACUAAGAUCUCCGUCUAUAUCUCCGACGACGGCGGCUCCGCCGUGACGCUCUUCGCUUUUAUGGAAGCGGCCAGAUUCGCCGCCGAAUGGUUGCCGUUUUGUAGGAAAAACCACGUCGUUGAAAGGAAUCCCGAGGCGUUCUUUGAGUCCAACCAGGAUUUGGACUCUCAAUCGGAGAAGAUCAAGAUAAUGUAUGCAAAAAUGAAAAUUCGAAUAGAAAAUAUUUUGGAGAAAGGGAAAGUUGGAGAAGAGUUCAUUAAUGGAGAAGAAGAGAGAAUGAUUUUGGGUAAAUGGACCAAUUCCUUCACUCCACGACAUCAUCCGACAAUCAUUCACGUAUUGUUGGAGAGCAGUAAGAACACAGACAUAACUGGAGAGUCAUUACCAAAUCUCAUCUAUGUUUCGAGGCAAAAAAGUGAAACUUCACGACACAAUUUCAAGGCUGGUGCUCUUAAUGCUCUGCUGCGAGUGUCAGCUACAAUGAGCAACGCACCGAUUGUCUUGACUUUGGACUGUGAUACCUAUUCCAACGACCCGCAAACACCUCUUCGGGUGUUGUGUUACUUUAUGGACCCAAAAGUUGGAACCAAUUGUGGCUAUGUUCAGUUCCCUCAACGAUUCCAUGGGAUCAGCAAGGAUGAUGUGUAUGGCAGCGAGUAUAUGCGGCUGUUUAUAUUUAACCCAAUUGGUAUGGAUGGGUUGUUAGGCCCAGGCUAUCUUGGCACCGGGUGUUUUUUUGUUCGACGAACUUUCUUCGGUGGCCCAUCGACGCUCGAACCACCUGAGCUCCCCGAGCUUCACCCAAGUCAUGUUGUCCAAAACUCGAUUCGGUCUCGACAGGUGUUGGACUUGGCUCAUCUAGUUGCGAGGAGUGAUUAUGAGAUUAACACCAAAUGGGGUUCCAAAUUGGGGUUUAGAUAUGGGUCUCUAGUGGAGGAUUAUUUCACGGCGUAUCUACAGAAAUCGGAGGGGUGGAAGAGUGUGUUCUGUAAUCCAAACAGGGCAGCUUUCUACGGCGACGCUCCGAUGAACCUUCUGGACGCGGUGAAUCAAGUGAAGAGAUGGGCUAUUGGGCUUUUGGAAGUGACGUUCUCAAAGUACAGCCCAAUUACAUUCGGCGUGAGGUCCAUGGGCCUUCUUAUGGGUAUUUCUUAUUGUCAUAAUGCAUUCUGGGCGUUUUUGUGUAUUCCCGUCACGGUUUAUGCAUUUCUCCCCCAAUUGGCUCUUCUCAAUGGCGCCUCCGUCUUCCCUAGGGUUUGGGAUCCAUGGUUUUCAGUGUAUGCAUUUCUGUUCUUGGGAGCCUAUGCCCAAGAUCUUCUGGAAUUUCUUCAAGAAGGAAGCACAUUCCAGAAAUGGUGGAACGAUCAGAGGAUUUGGAGCGUAAGAGCGCUGUCUAGCUACUUCUUUGCAUCCAUUGAGUUUUCGUUGAAGUCUCUUGGGAUUUCCGCGCUAGGUUUCAAUGUCACCAGCAAAGUUGUCGACCAAGAUCAGAGCAAGCGAUACGAUCAGGAGUUGUUUGAGUUUGGAGCCUUCUCGCCGAUGUUUCUGCCUAUGGCUACGGCGGCGAUUGUCAACUUAGUCGGUUUCGUUGGGGGACUUAUUGGGAUUUGGAGAUCCGGCGGCGCGUGGGAAGAAGUGUUUGUUCAGAUUUUUUUGGCUGGGUUUACGGUGGUGAAUUGCUUGCCGCUUUAUGAGGCCAUGGCGUUUCGGAAGGAUGGAGGGAAAUUGCCACGCGAAAUUACUUUCUUGUCCCUAUUCCUCGCUCUGCUUCUUUGCUCUUUUGCUGCUUUUUUCUCUUCAUUUAACUGAGGGGUUUUCUAG